UUAAGAUCCACCACUCUUUGGAAAUCUUUGUCUGUCUUCAAACAAAACACUAAGAAAUAGCCUAAGAAAAUCACAUUACUGCAGUAUUUAUUUACAAUAAUAAUUGACUCAUGAGUAGUUUAUGAUAUUCUCACUUUCUCUCUCUCUCUCUCUCUAACUAGUUCAUUAUUUUUUUAUUAUUUUUAUUAAAUCAGUAGAAAGAGAGAAAGACCGAACCUAGUUGCAUCAUCAUAUUAUAUAUAUAUAUAUAUAUCAAGAUUCAGAACAGCCUCGUUGAUUACAAAAUUAUACUUGUAGAAAAGCUGUGAGAUUCAGGACCCCAGAUCUAAUUAACCAAACAAUCUGAUACUUACAUUACACCACACACCCACCACCAUCUCCACCUCCGCUACCAUCAUCUAUCUAUCCCUCCCUUCACUGUCCACCCCAUCCAUCUUACCCAUGAAAUUUUUUGACUGCUUCUAAUAGUAUACAUCAGACAUGUUAGUCAUUGGUUUGCUUUUUGGGUAACCCUUUGGAGAAAGAGAUCUUGGCGUCCUGAAGAUUGGGAAUUGGUGGUAGUUCCUUUUCACAUCUGCCUCAGAAGUGCCAAAGUCUUAUUUUUUGGGGGAAUUUAUGGUUUUGAGAGUUUCUUUGAAUACAGCCAAAAGGGUAUUACGACUCUUUCCAAUUUUUGUAUAAUUCGGGUCGUUCUUUAGUUUAAUGCGCUAUAUUUUGCAUAAAAAAAAGAAAAUGGUAGCAGGAAAUGGUCUGUUUUACCCAAUUUUUGGGUUUGCAACAUGUGUGGCUUUCAUCUACAUGUCUUUUGGGGACUUUAGGCUCAGUUUCAAAGAAGAACCAAAGUGGGAUUUUGUGAAGAGGAAUGGAACUCAGUUUGUGUUGGAUGGUAAAGCUUUCUAUGUUAAUGGUUGGAAUUCUUACUGGUUUAUGGACCAUGCUGUGGACGACUUUACUAGACCUCGUGUUGGGGCAAUGCUACAAGCCGGAGCCAAAAUGGGUCUCACCGUUUGUAGAACUUGGGCUUUCAAUGAUGGUACCUACAAUGCCCUCCAGAUUUCUCCUGGCAAAUUCAAUGAGAGAGUUUUCAAGGCUUUGGAUUAUGUCAUUGCGGAAUCAAGACGGCAUGGCGUCAGGCUACUUCUUAGCUUAGUUAAUAACUUGCAAGCAUAUGGUGGGAAGACUCAGUAUGUGAAAUGGGCAUGGGAAGAAGGCCUUGGUUUAAGCGCGUCUAAUGAUUCAUUCUUCUUUGAUCCAUCCAUUCGUACUUAUUUCAAAAGUUAUGUCAAGACUAUCCUGACAAGGAAGAAUACUUUCACAGGAAUUGAAUAUAGAGAUGAUCCCACCAUAUUUGGAUGGGAGUUGAUCAAUGAACCCCGUUGUCUAACAGAUUCUUCAGGCGACACUCUACAAGAUUGGAUAGAAGAAAUGUCAGCUUUUGUGAAAUCAAUUGACAAGCAUCAUCUAGUGACAGUUGGUCUAGAAGGCUUUUAUGGUCCAAACAACCCUAAAGGUUCCACUGUGAAUCCCGAACAAUGGGCAUCUCUUCUUGGAUCAGAUUUCAUUCGAAACUCAAAAAUACCAAAUAUCGACUUUGCCUCUGUUCAUAUCUACCCUGACCAUUGGUUUCAUAAUCAAGAUUUUGAAGACAAACUCAAGUUUCUCUCCAAGUGGAUGCUUUCUCACAUUGAAGAUGGUGACAAAGAACUGAAGAAGCCUGUCAUGUUCACCGAAUUCGGUUUGUCAAAUGAGAACAAAGACUUUGAACCGUCGCAGCGGGAUAUAUUUUUCAAAACUAUUUUCGACAUCAUUUACAAAUCUGCUAAGAAAAAUGGAUCUGGUGGAGGUUCUUUAAUCUGGCAACUUUUUAUUGGAGGAAUGGAAGAGUUCAACGAUGAUUUUGGAAUUGUCCCAUGGGAAAGACCAUCAAUAUAUAAACUGAUAGUGAAACAGUCAUGUAGGUUGGCUAGAAUCCAUGGACCUAUUCAACAAGAAGCAAAUUUGAAACAGUUAUGUAAUCAAAGACUGUAAGUGUCUCAGCCCAUCAGAAAAUUUCAUUUCUUUCCGAAGCUUAGUGGUUUCUUUCUUAUGGUUUGAUGGUGCUGGAAGGACAGAAAAAAGGUGACCUAUAUUUUGUCCAAGCUUCUUGCAUCCACGCACGUGCCCAAGCAGAUUAAAUGAUUUAGAUGAGUAUAUAUAGUAUUGUUUUGAAGCAAUGUUUUUAGAGCUUGUCAUAAAUAUAUAUAUAUAUAUGAUUUUACAACAAGGAUCCAUUGUAAUAGUAUAUUUUGUGGUUAAUAAACAAAUUAAGCAAGUAGUGUUUGUAGAGGUAA
Molecule: messenger RNA, 2330 nt
Organism: Ziziphus jujuba (common jujube)
Lineage: Eukaryota; Viridiplantae; Streptophyta; Magnoliopsida; Rosales; Rhamnaceae
Product: mannan endo-1,4-beta-mannosidase 2
Exons: 6
Coding region: 703-2028 (441 amino acids)
Molecular function (GO): hydrolase activity, hydrolyzing O-glycosyl compounds
Source: RefSeq, a predicted model, not a curated record